This is a messenger RNA of Peronospora belbahrii, 498 nucleotides long. The record is from the annotation of a GenBank genome assembly. NCBI's taxonomy places the organism in Eukaryota, Oomycota, Peronosporomycetes, Peronosporales, Peronosporaceae.
AUGGCUAAUGCUGCGAUGGUCGUAUACUGCUUUGACGUGCUCCAGUCACGCUUCAAUGGCAACAUAGAGCCCACGCCUUGCUUUAACGUGGAGCAGGAAUGUCCGUUAUUCGUGACGGGAGAUCGAGGAGCACGCCGUUUUGCCCCCAUCGGGCCGCAGGAGCUGCAACGUCUACCCUGCACUGUAUCGCUCCUCGUCGACUUUGAGGACGUUGAGAGCUAUGACGACUGGGAGAUUGGCACGCACGGGAUCAUCAUCAAGUUCAGUGACUUGCGUGGAAACGAGUACAACGCCACGUACUUGCCGCAAGUUGCUCGUGAACAAGGCUGGACCCAUGUUGAGACAGUCACGUCACUUAUGAGAAAAGCAGGAUAUCGCCAUAGUAUCACCGAAGCGAUGCUGAAAACUGUCUGCGUCACACGCUACCGCAGCUCUAUCCACAAGCUUACGUAUCAGCAGUAUCUUUCCAUCAGACAAGAGAUACUGAACAGUGCAUGA